Neoarthrinium moseri is the source of this 1104-nucleotide messenger RNA. RefSeq lists its product as uncharacterized. Bases 1 to 1104 code for a protein of 367 amino acids. NCBI's taxonomy places the organism in Eukaryota, Fungi, Ascomycota, Sordariomycetes, Amphisphaeriales, Apiosporaceae. The record is from RefSeq and is a predicted model, not a curated record. The transcript is spliced from 3 exons. Gene Ontology annotation, cellular component: eukaryotic translation initiation factor 2B complex. Gene Ontology annotation, molecular function: translation initiation factor activity; guanyl-nucleotide exchange factor activity. Gene Ontology annotation, biological process: translational initiation.
AUGGCGAGCGGCGACGAUGCCGUGCCCGCCUCGCGCGACCUGCCCCUCCGCGGCGCCAGCAACCCGGACGUCGAGUCCUUCGACAUCGUGGCCACCUACCACCGCCUCCUGGCCGAGGACCCGGACCUCACCAUGCCCAUGGCCGCCAUCGAGGCCCUGAUCGCCUUCCUGGGCCACAGCAAGGUCACCACCGUCUACGAGACUAUCGAUCUCGUCAAGACGCAGAGCGCCAAGCUGCAGGCCGCCGUCACCAACCCCAUCGCCCUGUCCCACGGCACCGACCUGUUCCAGCAGUACCUGGUCAACUCGCUUAAGCAGCCGACCUCGACCUCGACCUCGUCCUCGUCCACGGCCGCGGCCACGGCGGCGACGGACCCCCACGAGAGCUUCGAGGACGUCCGCCAGCACCUGCUCAAGAACGGCCGCCUGUUCGCCACGCGCGCCAAGAACGGCCGCGAGCGCAUCGCCGUCAACGCCCGCAAGCACAUCUACGACGGCACCACGGUGCUGGCCCACGGCGGCAGCCGCGUCGUCGGCACGCUGCUGGGCCGCGCCGCCGAGCGCCACGACUACGGCCACUACGUCGACGAGCCGAUCCGGUUCCGCGUCGUCUACGCCGUCGACGCCGCGCUCGACGGCGAUAGCAGCAACCGCGUCAUCGCCGCCCUGCGCGCCAAGGGCGUCCCCGUCGCCGCCGUGCCCCUGGCCGCCGCCGCCUACGCCAUGGAGAAGGUCGACAUGGUGGUCGUGGGCGCCGAGGCCGUGACGGCCAACGGCGGCGUCGUCUCGCGCCUCGGCACCUUCCAGCUCGCCCAGCUGGCCAAGGCCAACCGCAAGCCCUUCUUCGUCGCCGCCGAGCAGCACAAGUUCGGCAAGACCUUCCCCCUCAACCAGUUCGACUUUGGCUUCGACCAGAACCUCCUCGACUUCCACGCCAGCAAGAAGGAGGAGGGCGGAGCAGCCGCCGCCGCCAAGCCCCGCCCUCAGCCCAUGGCCAACCCGAUUGAUUAUACCCCGCCUGAGUACAUCGAGUCCUUCUUUGCGGACCACAAGGUUCUCACGCCGGCCGAGGUGGCCAAGGAGGUGAUUGAUAUGCUCAUGUAG